GCCCUACAUCUACAAUCUUCGGAGGAAAGCUCGAGCGCUUAAUGAUACGCCGGAACAAAGCAGUAAUUCGGAACCCGAAAACCGCGAAAAAAUUACUCCGCCAGUUCGAUUUACAUUCAAACCUCGACAGUGGGCUAUACCAGCUCCAGGUCCUGCUGCACGAGCAAUUCAAGACCCGAGCCAACCUGGGCCGUCGACAGCGCCUCAACCGCGAAUUCUCUCUGACGAAGACGAACAGGCGAUACACCCGAUCGAGAAUGAACCUCGAGAACGUACGACUCCCAGGGCGCGUCCGCGUAACAUGCCUUUGUUAUCCUCUGGCGAUUCUACGUACGGAGGAGCGUCUGACGACCUUCUGACAGAAACCGAGCGGAAUAACCGCGAGAAUAGAAACAGUUAUUGCGAGAUUGACAUGGACAUUGACGAAAGUAGCGGCAACGAAGACAUAGUCAAUGAAUCCGAACUGCAAACGGACGCAGAUGACUCCGAGGACGAUCGUCAGUCUGAGGAGGGAAAGGCUGACCGGUUCGGUCUGACUAUUCGAUCGAGUUCCGUUUUACGACCUACACAUGGACAGUACAAGUCAUCGUGUAGCUAUAUUAGCCGAUA
Molecule: messenger RNA, 609 nt
Organism: Cotesia congregata
Lineage: Eukaryota; Metazoa; Arthropoda; Insecta; Hymenoptera; Braconidae
Source: the annotation of a GenBank genome assembly